CGGGCCUGUGCAAUUUCCCUCCGCAGCCCGGGGCGGGCAGGGCGCAGGAAGACAUAUACGUCCGGAGGGACGAUGCCCGCCGCGGCUUCUCGCGGGGUGCUGGGACGAGUCGCGGGAGCUGUGCGACCCUCCCCAGCGGAGGGGCGGUGGGGGCUGGGCGCAGCAGCGCGGCCCUUCCCUUGUGUGCGGGCCCUGGUCGCCAGCGGGUUUGUCUUGGAAAGCCAGCAAUCCUUGCCUUACUGGGGAAAGACUGACUCAGCAGUCUAGGGAUCCUGGUUGCGCUAUCGAAGUAAUUCCUUACCUGCUUUGAAGAUCUAAGAGAGCUUUCUGUUUGCACAAGGCAUAAAAGAAGAUGGAAGAAGAUGAGACUUUGCAAGGUGAAACAGAGAGGGCAGAGGUUGAAACACAUGCUGCUCCUGAGGGCAGUCGGCGGGUAUCAGUGAGUGAGUUCCUUUGCCACUGCUGUUACGACAUUAUGGUCAAUCCCACCACCCUGAACUGUGGGCACAGUUUCUGCAGACAUUGCCUAGCUUUGUGGUGGGUGUCUUCCAAGAAGAAUGAAUGUCCUGAAUGCAGAGAAAAAUGGGAAGGAUUCCCCAAAGUCAACAUCCUCUUUAGGGAUGUUAUUGAAAAGCUAUUUUCUGAUGCCAUUGAACAAAGAAAAGAAGAUAUUCUACAAAACAGUGAUGUAGCACGCAGCUUAGCAACCUUCCAAAAAUAUGGGAAUGACCAGAUGCCUACAGUUCGGAACACAGGAAGAAUUAAUCCUCAAGGAGGAGGUUUUUUCUCAGGCGUUCUGACAGCUUUAACUUGUGUAGCAGUAGUUCUACUUGGGUAUCACUGGAGCAGCAGAGAGUUUGAAGAAGAUUAUCUUGUCCACAAGCCUGUUGCUAAAUGGACUGCUAAGGAAGUGAUAAUUUGGCUAGAGCAGCUGGGCCCAUGGACUUCACAUUAUAAGGAAAGAUUCCUACUGGAGAAAGUGAAUGGAAGACUCCUCCUAACACUGACAGAGGAGGAUUUCACAAAAGAGCCUUACAGUAUAGAGAGCAGUAACCACAGGAAAGCUAUUAUGGCAGAACUGGAACGUGUGAAAGCUUUAGGUGUUAAACCACCACAGAACCUUUGGGAAUAUAAGGCAGUAAAUCCAGGAAAGUCCCUUUUUCUUCUGUAUGCACUGAAGAGUUCUCCAAGACUCAGUAUGUUAUACCUGUAUUUGUUUGAUUACACAGAAGCUUUCCUACCUUUUAUCCACACAAUUUGCCCCACACAAGAAGAUGUGUAUGAAGAUACUGUCAUAAAACUAAUAGACCCUCAAGAUCCUUCCUGGAAACAGUGGAGAGAAUUCAUUGUAAAGUAUUUAUUUCUGCCAUACCAGUUGAUAGCCGAAUUUGCUUGGGAUUGGCUAGACGUGCACUACUGGACAUCAAGAUUUAUAAUUGUAAAUGCCAUGUUGCUCUCUGUUCUGGAGUUAUUCUCCUUUUGGAGGCUCUGGUCAAGAAGAGAAUUGAAGACUGUUCCUCACAGAAUGUGGAGACAUUUCUGGAAAGCCUUAACCCAGGGUCUUUUUGUUGCCAUUUUUUGGCCUUUCAUUCCUCAAUUUGUCUGCAAUUGUUUGUUUUACUGGGCCUUGUACUUUAACCCAAUUACAAACAUUGAUCAGCUGGUUAAAGAAGUAAGGCGUCAUGAGACUUAAGUGCAGUGACUGCUAUUGGAACAUUUGAGCUGUUUAGCUUGUAAAAAUGGACUUAAAAUAAACUUUGCUCUUCUUCUUUAUAUAUGUGGCAGUGAAAGUGGUAGACUAUGUUAAUUUAAACGUACAGAAAAAAAAUCCCUAAAAUAAGUUACUUUUAAACUAGCUGAUUCCAAAUCAGAGGAUGGGCUUUAUUAUCCAAUAGUAAUCUUCUAUGGGGGAAAAAUAAUUGCAUUCCUGAUUUAGCCAUAUAAAACUUAAAACAGUCAUGUCACUCUAUUUUACAUCAGAUCAAUCUUGCCUGUUUCAUCUUGAGCAUUCCAGUUAUUUUCAAGCUUGCCUUAAAAUGAGAGUUUUCUGAAGAGCUACUGUGUGUUCCUCUACUUCAGUAUGCCAAAGGAAGGCUCUUCCUGGAUAGGCUUGAUACUGAAAGUACUUCAGUGUUUUCAGCUUUCUGUGUAAAGAUGUGACUGUCAAAUACGCAGUCUCACAGCAGGGAAUUCUAAAAUUCCUGCUGUUGAAGGCAAAAGCUGCUUGAGUUUUCUUGUUCUCUGGAAUAUGUGGUGAUCCAGAUCGGUUAGACUUCAUCAGUAGUUUCUUUAAUGCUCUCCUCUUGAAGUCUGUUGUUAAUUCUUAAAUUCAGGGUUAUCUCUUAAAAAAGAAUUAGUUUGGGAAAGUGACGACACAUCUUGCUGUAGUAUAAUGUGUGUAUCUAGAUCUGUGAGCAAAUACUGACUGGAAAGUUUAUUUUGUGUAAUCAGAAUUGCCAUUUGUUAGUGUAUGCUUUUUGACUGAAGCAAAAGUUUGAUUUUUUUUUUUUUUUUAAGAGCUUUGUUCCCUUGCAUUCUCCAUUGGUUUGCUUUUUUUGAUUGGUUGGUUUUGUUGUGUUUGGGGUUUUUUCCUCAUCUGUAUCAUUUAUAUGAAUUUUAAAUUUGCAUAUGAAUAUUUUUAAAGAUUAAAGAUCUCUUCUGAAAUCUUCA
This is a messenger RNA of Pezoporus flaviventris, 2670 nucleotides long. It is a transcript of the gene BFAR, whose product is annotated as bifunctional apoptosis regulator. Gene Ontology annotation, biological process: proteasome-mediated ubiquitin-dependent protein catabolic process. Gene Ontology annotation, cellular component: nucleus. The record is from RefSeq and is a predicted model, not a curated record. The transcript has 9 exons. Gene Ontology annotation, molecular function: protein binding; metal ion binding; ubiquitin protein ligase activity. Bases 353 to 1693 code for a protein of 446 amino acids. NCBI's taxonomy places the organism in Eukaryota, Metazoa, Chordata, Aves, Psittaciformes, Psittacidae.